This is a messenger RNA of Sabethes cyaneus, 2794 nucleotides long. RefSeq names its product prolyl endopeptidase. Gene Ontology annotation, biological process: proteolysis. Bases 187 to 2460 code for a protein of 757 amino acids. Gene Ontology annotation, cellular component: cytosol. The transcript has 8 exons. Lineage: Eukaryota; Metazoa; Arthropoda; Insecta; Diptera; Culicidae. The record is from RefSeq and is a predicted model, not a curated record. Gene Ontology annotation, molecular function: serine-type endopeptidase activity; oligopeptidase activity.
GUCUCGGCUUGAAAAACGCUUUCCCUUUUUAGAUCUUUUGAUAUAUCUACUUGUCAGUAGAAUUGCAUCUAAUGCACUUUUGAUUGGAAUUUGAAAGUCAUUAUUGCGCGUAAUUACGCAUCUCACAGUUUUGUGUUUUACCAAGUGCCUAUCUAGUCAAAGAGUGAAACCCGCAUCGUAGAUUGCAUGAAAACGCUGCGCCAGCUUCUGAAACUAGCGAACGGUGUAAGUGUCAUAAUCCAGGGGAAUCGCCAUCUGAGCCAAAAGAAAAUCACUUCGUUUGCCUCUAGCGGAAUAAAAUAUCGCCGAUUAGCUAUGCCGGAAGCGCAAGAUUGCUCUGCUACUUUUCCGUAUCCGGAAGCUCGUCGUGACGAGUCGGUUGUGGACGAUUUUCACGGUGUGAAACUUGCCGAUCCAUACCGGUGGUUGGAGGAUCCGGAUUCAGAGGAGACCAAGCAGUAUGUUGAAAAGCAGAAUAAAAUCGCUCAGCCAUUUCUGGAAAACUGUGACGAAUGGAAGAAGCUCAACGAAAAGCUAACCAAGCGGUGGAACUAUCCCAAGUAUUCCUGCCCAUUCAAGCACGGGGAACGGUAUUUCUUUUUUAUGAACACCGGACUGCAGAAUCAGGAUGUUCUGUAUGUUCAAAAUUCCCUGGACGAUGAACCUAAAGUUUUCCUAGAUCCCAAUUCGUUGUCGAAAGAUGGAACGAUUGCUUUGGUCGGUUCGCGCUUUUCCCACGAUGGGAACUUGUUCACCUACGGUUUGAGUCAAAGUGGAUCCGACUGGACCAAGCUGAAGGUGCGCGAUGUAAAAACCGGAGAAGACUUUCCCGAAACGCUCGAGCAUACCAAGUUUGUUACGGCUUCGUGGACCAAAGAUAAUAAGGGAUUUUUCUACGCACGUUUCCCGGUGGUCGAAGGAAAAGCUGACGGGUCCGAAACGGCUGCGAACGAGAACCAGAAGCUGUACUACCAUCGCGUUGGAGAACCGCAGGAGAAGGACGUACUGAUCGCGGAAUUUCCGGAGGAACCAACCUGGCGGAUGACCCCAGAAGUAUCUGAUUGCGGGAAGUAUUUGAUGUUGUUUAUCAUGAAAGGAUGCAAAGAUAUGCUGCUGUACUUUAGCACUUUGCAGAAAUCGGAAGACAUCACAGGAAAGCUAGAUUUGGUGAAAGUGGUUACUGAAUUUGACAGUGAUUAUGAUUAUAUCACCAAUGAGGAAAGUAUUUUCUCUUUCCGCACUAAUAAGGCCGCCCCGAACUACCGAGUUGUAAAUAUCGAUUUCAACAACCCGGCGGCGGAAAACUGGACCACGCUCAUCGAAGAGCAUCCGAAAAAUGUGCUCGAUUGGUCGACUUGUGUGAAUAAGGACAAAAUUGUACUGGGUUACAUCGAUGAUGUCAAGUCGGUCCUUCAGGUGCAUAAGUUACAGGAUGGUAGCUUCGUUUCUAAAUUUCCGCUGGAAAUCGGUACCAUCGUUGGGUUCAGUGGCAAGAAGAAAUAUUCGGAAAUUUUCUAUCAUUUCGUAUCUUUUCUAACACCCGGCAUCAUAUAUCAUUUCGAUUUUGCUCGAGAAGAUGCGGAACCAACCAUUUUCCGUCAAGUAAAGAUUGAAGAUUUCGAUAACAGUUUGUACAAGGUGGAACAAGUGUUCUACAAGAGCAAAGACGGAGAGAAAAUCCCGAUGUUUGUAGUACAAAAAAAGGCUGAUAAGCAAGAGGAAAAACCGUGUCUCCUGUAUGGUUAUGGUGGUUUCAACAUUAGUGUUCAGCCUUCGUUUAGCAUCACCGGCCUAGUGUUUAUUGAUUCGUUUGAUGGAAUUUUGGCUUAUCCCAAUAUUCGUGGUGGCGGCGAAUAUGGCGAACGUUGGCACAAUGCUGGUCGCCUAUCAAAAAAGCAAAAUGUAUUCGACGACUUCCAGCAUGCGGCCAUGCAUCUGGUUCAAAGCGGUUACACCCGCCACGAGAAGAUUGUUAUUCAAGGUGGAUCCAAUGGGGGUUUACUUGUCGGAGCUUGCAUCAAUCAACGACCCGAUCUUUUCGGAGCUGCCGUAGCUCAAGUAGGUGUUAUGGACAUGCUUCGCUUCCACAAGUUUACGAUUGGCCAAGCAUGGGUUUCGGACUACGGGGACGUGAAGGAGAAAGUACACUUUGAUAACCUGUACAAGUAUUCACCGCUGCAUAACGUGCGAACACCGAAAUCCGAGAAGGAGCAAUAUCCGGCGACGCUUGUUCUGACGGCCGAUCACGAUGAUCGUGUCAGUCCGUUGCACUCGCUCAAAUUCGUUGCCGCUUUGCAUCACGCCAUUCGGGAUUCCGAAUACCAAAAAAAUCCUCUGCUAUUGCGUGUGUACAGCAAAACGGGCCACGGGGCUGGAAAACCGACGGCCAAAAAAAUCGAGGAAUCAACCGACAUCCUUACGUUUAUGUUCAAAACGUUGAAGCUAAAGUUAACUUUCUGAGCGGCGACAGUCGCUGGCAGCAAAGAGGAAAUUCCUUCUACCUUUUUUUCAUGGCCAUUUUCAUUUUUGUUUUUACAUUUUUAUUAUUAGCAUAAUGAUUUCCAGUGUAACAGUUAUAGUCAUUCUGUCGUCACCGAGAUGAAACAAAAAGAAUAAUCAGGUGGUUUGUAAAAUUUAUAAUGAGAGAAAAAAUGGUUAAAAUAACAUGCUAAACGAUUAAAAAUUAUCAAUUUUUCAUUCAGUAUAAUUCAAUUGCACUAAAACGAGUAUACUAGUAUGUACUAGUAUAAUUACCCAAAAGUACUAAAACAUGGUGCGUUACUGAGAACCAGAA